Xenopus laevis (African clawed frog) is the source of this 1022-nucleotide messenger RNA. RefSeq names its product vasculin-like. The record is from RefSeq and is a predicted model, not a curated record. The coding region runs from base 132 to 1022 and encodes 296 amino acids. Lineage: Eukaryota; Metazoa; Chordata; Amphibia; Anura; Pipidae. The transcript has a single exon.
AUGAGUUUGUUUGCACUCGCUGGAACUGCAGUCUGCUCAGCUGUAAGCAGUCUCUAAACAACCUCCAUUUUAGGAGCUAAGUGACGCUGCAAUGAAGUGUUGAACCUUGUUUGCCUAGUGACUUGCAUUAAAUGGCGCAGCAUGACUUUGCUCCAGCUUGGCUUAAUUUUCCUACACCUUCACCCUCCACCAAGCCAUUUCUGUACGCCGAGAAGCGUUCAAGUUUAGGGCGGUCAGAAGGUGCUUUCAAUGUGAACAGACAGCGUCAUAAUUCUUCAGAAGCUUUUGACUCUUCCUUUGGCGGGAACCUUAAAAAAAGAGAAAAAAAUGUCUGGCGCCCCCAGAGCAGGUCUGCAGCAGAACCCACAUGGCAGCAUGAGGCCAGCCUCCAUCUUUAUAGUAGCAACUUCCAGAGUGUGAAUAGCCAGUUGCGCAGUGAGAGAAACACUUCUGAAUUCGACCUGACAAGAUCAUUGGAUCGAGAAGACUGCAAGACAUUUGAAGCUGAAGAUUUUUCUUUCCUAUAUCCUGAACAUGAGAGAGGAAAGAAACUGUUUACUGCGAGACUAUGGGAGUAUCCCAUGAAUGCUGGAUCCACAUCCCCUCAAAUGCUGGGUAUUAAGAAGGGCUUAAUGGAUGAUUUCUCUCUGUCUGGUUACUCUAUAGGAGUUGGUAACCAAAGCCUGCCAGAGAAGCACUGGGCAGGUAUCAAAAAGGAAGAGUGUAAAUCGCUAUCAAAAGAUAACAACAUCGGCAGUUUUUAUCAAGACUGUCCUCCUGAAAAUUACAUACCAAAUACUUCUCUACAUGCAGAACUGCUGUCUGUGGAUCCAUGCUCAUUGGAAGAGGAGGAAGAUACCCAUUUGAACAACAGAAAUGACUCUUGUCCUGAAAUGGACAGAAAUCUGAAUUUCGAUGAGAAUGAAAACUCCGAGGAUAAUGGCAACACCCUGAUUUCAGGACAGAUCUCUCCUGCUUAUGCCCAAGAUGGUGUCCUUUCUAGCUCUCAUGACCUUUUCUAA